Messenger RNA from Prunus mume (Japanese apricot), 345 nucleotides. The record is from RefSeq and is a predicted model, not a curated record. Lineage: Eukaryota; Viridiplantae; Streptophyta; Magnoliopsida; Rosales; Rosaceae.
CAAACUGAGAAAAAAACAGGAUCCUGCUGCAAUUGCUCAAGUAAAAAUGGCUUCGUUUUCUAAGGCCAUCUUUGCUGUCUGUAAUGCUCCAAAAAAGAUCCCACAUAUUCAGCUUACACCUAAGCCCUCUUCUGAAAAAAGGAGCACUGCCCAAGAUCAUGGCUUGCUUUCAACUCCCUUGCACCUAUUAACCGACUCCGAAACUAACUAUGCUAAUACAAUUACUAGGGACGAUGAUGACAUUUGUUUCCUACAUGCACUAAAGCUGGACGUGUUCAGGCAUGUACUGAGAAAACUAGGAGAAGAAGCAGUUGAGGGUUUGAACAUGAUCGAUGCUGUUCAACG